Molecule: messenger RNA, 1870 nt
Organism: Octodon degus (degu)
Lineage: Eukaryota; Metazoa; Chordata; Mammalia; Rodentia; Octodontidae
Product: zinc finger protein 709-like
Exons: 2
Coding region: 1-1347 (448 amino acids)
Biological process (GO): regulation of transcription by RNA polymerase II
Molecular function (GO): RNA polymerase II cis-regulatory region sequence-specific DNA binding; DNA-binding transcription factor activity
Source: RefSeq, a predicted model, not a curated record
AUGGCGACACCGGACAGCGGAGCCGGUCCCGGUUCCCGAGGAGCUCCUUUGAACUGCACGGGAGCAGGCGGGAGCUCACUCUGCUCAGUCCGCGCACCCGGCGGGCUGCACGAACUGUCCAAUCGGAGGCGGCGGUGUGGGCGGGACUUCCGGUGCUGGCUCCGGGACUCGAGCGCGUGGCUGGGCGUCCCUCCUCGCCGGGACCGCGGUCUGCGAGCUGCGCGGAAGGACUCCGGGGAGACGCCUGCGAUGAAACCCUAUGUAUGUAAGCAAUGUGGGAAAGGUUUUUUCAGACAGAGAGAUUGUGAAUCACAUAUACGGACACACACUGGGGAGAAACCCUAUGUAUGUAAGCAAUGUGGGAAAGCUUUUAGUAGCAAAGCAGGUUUCCAAAUACAUGAAAGGAAUCACCAUGCUGAGAAACCCUAUGUGUGUAAGCAAUGUGGGAAAUCCUUUGUCAGACACAGAGAUUGUGAAAUACAUAUAUGGACUCACACUGGGGAGACACCCUAUGUUUGUAAGUACUGUGGGAAAGCUUUUGUCAGGCAAACAGAUUUUAAGAGACAUGAAUGGACUCACACUGGGGAGAAACCCUAUGUAUGUAAGUACUGUGCGAAAGCUUUUAGCACAUCUCAUAAGUGUCAAAACCAUGAAAGAAUUCAUACUGGGGAGAAACCCUAUGCAUGUAAACAAUGUGGAAAACUUUUCCGCACAAGGAGUCUUUGUCGAACUCAUGAAUGGACUCACACUGGGCAGAAACCCUAUGUAUGUAUACAAUGUGGGAAAGCUUUCAGCAAAAAAUCAGGUUGGCAAACACAUAAGAGGACUCACACUGGUGAGAAACCCUAUGUAUGUAAGCAGUGUGGGAAAGCCUAUGUUGCACACAGAGAUUAUAAAACACAUGUAAUUACUCACACUGGGGAGAAGCCCUAUGUAUGUAACCAAUGUGGGAAAGCUUUCAGCAGGCAGUAUAGGUGUGAAGUACAUAAGAGAACUCACACAGGGGAGAAACCUUAUGUAUGUAAGCAGUGCGGAAAAGCUUUUAGCACAAGUGCUGUUUUUAAAUAUCAUGAACAGACUCACACUGGCGAGAAACCGUAUGUAUGUAACCACUGUGGGAAAGCUUUUAGCAGACAAUAUAAUUGUCAGGUGCAUAAAAGAACUCACACAGGGGAGAAACCCUAUGUAUGUAAGCAGUGUGGGAAGGUUUUCAGAACAAGUGCUGUUUGUAAAAGUCAUGAACGGACUCACACUGGGGAGAAACCCUAUAUGUGUAGGCAAUGUGGGAAAGCUUUCAGUGGAAGAGCAGGUUGGAAAAAGCAUGAAAGGACUCACACUUGUGAUUGAUCCUAUGUAUGUAGUCAAUGUGGGGAAGCCUUUGUUCCACACAGAGAAUGUGAAACGUGUGUGUACUUACUGGAGAGGAGCACUACUGUUUAUGCAAUGUGGGAAAGCACAGGCCGAAAUUGUCAGAAUCGUGAAAGAACUUGAACGGAGAAAUCCUAUGUCUAUAAAUUAUGUGGGAAAGACUCACAACAUAUUAUGUUUGUCAAAGACAUGAAAGAUACCACGCUGGGAAUUAAACGUAAGUAGGAAGUAAUGUGGCAAAGCCUUCAGCUCAUGUGGUCAUUGUCAGAGAUGUGAAGAAACAUACACUGUUGAAACACUAUGUAAGCAGUGUGUGAAUGCAUGCAGUACACACAGAUGUUGUCAAGUACAUGAAAUAAAUCACACUUGGGAGAAAGCGUAGAAACAGUUAAGGCCAAGCCUCUGCGCAGUGAGCAUCACACACAUUGAGAAGGGAGAGUGCAGUAAGUGAAUGAGUGAAGUGACUUAGACACGAAUGAGACCAGGAGAAGCUUUCCUUCUA